AUAAAUGAUCUAUAUAUUUUAUUUACAGAACAAUGAAUAUUUUACCAAAAAAGAAAUGGCAUGUCCGUACAAAAGAUAAUAUAGAACGAGUGAGAAGAGAUGAGGCUAAGGCAGCCGAAGAAGAAAGGGAAAGGGAAAGGAGGCAAAGAUUGGCGGAACAGGAAGCUAGGACAAGUCUUCUAAGAAACAAAGCCCGCGGAAGGUUGGGAUUGGAUCCUGCAGAAUUAGAGGAUAAGUCUAGACCAGAACCUGGAGAAGGACGGAUAGAAAGUCAAGGAGACAAACAGGAACCUGUAAAACAAGUUGGUUUUGAAGGAGGUGGAGCUAUUGAGAGUUUAACUGGAGUUGGAGGACAUGUAAACUUUUUCCUAAACCUAGAGGAGGGAGAGAAACUAGCAAAGGGGAACGAAGAGCACGAGUCUGAGAAGAAGAAGGAACAAGAAGAAUACGAGAAGAAGAUUGGUUAUCUUACUUAUCUAGGACAGGAUACAGAGGAGUUAACAGGAGAAAAGGUUUGGUGGAGAAAACUGCCUGUAAGAGAAGAGACUGAGGACCCAGCUCCUAAAUCUGACAUUGGAAUCAAACAGAAGAACUUUCUCGAUCCCUUGAAGGACGUGAAAAAGUACCUUGGCUGUGAACACGAGAGUUUAUCAUUAAAAAAACAUGUGGUUGAGGAGAAAAAAUCGUUAAAACGAAAACGAAGCAGCUCGCCAGAAGCUAAAAAAAAGAAAAAGAAAGAAAAGAAGAGUAAAAGUAAAAGUAAAAGUAAAAAACAUAAGAACUCCGAUAGUGAUAAGGAAAGAGGUCGACGAAAAAAGAAGAAAAGAAAAUAUUCAACUUCUUCUGAAUCAGAAGAAGAAGAUAGAAAGAAGAAGAAACUAAAUCUGGAAAGGUUAAGAAAAGAAAGAUUAGAAAGAGAAAGAAAGGAACGUGAGAAAGCAAAUAGAUUAUUACAUGGAGAACCUAAAGAAGAAAAACCUUCAGCUGAUAACCCCCCAACCUUGAAACAAUCCUACAACUCACAAUUUAACCCAGCCAUUGCUCGACAAAAUAAACUUGAUCCUAAGCAGAAAUAUUGGCUUCAAUAAAUUUGUAACAUAAUUUGAAUCUUUUAAAAAUUUCAGAA
This is a messenger RNA of Eurytemora carolleeae, 1126 nucleotides long. RefSeq names its product leukocyte receptor cluster member 1. The coding region runs from base 33 to 1088 and encodes 351 amino acids. The record is from RefSeq and is a predicted model, not a curated record. Lineage: Eukaryota; Metazoa; Arthropoda; Copepoda; Calanoida; Temoridae. The transcript is spliced from 6 exons.